Messenger RNA from Meloidogyne enterolobii, 2121 nucleotides. NCBI's taxonomy places the organism in Eukaryota, Metazoa, Nematoda, Chromadorea, Rhabditida, Meloidogynidae. The record is from the annotation of a GenBank genome assembly.
UUCCCAGAAUUAAUGCGUAAUUGGCUCCCAUUGAGUUCUGCAAUUGUUCGCGCAUGUGCUAGAAGUUGUUCAGCACAAAAUGCUUAUAGAAUGCCACAAAACGACUCUUUGUCAGAUUGGAAUAGGAUUCGAGAUUUGUUUGUUCAAAAUGAUAGAGAUGUUGGCACUUUAGUAGAUAAAACCCAAUUAUCUAUUUCUUUGCCGUAUACCGCUAAUUGUUUAAACAAAUGUGAUCCAAAGGAUCCAUUAGUGUUAGGUUUUGUUGCUAAAGCCUUUGCCGCAUCUGAUCAGGCUCAGAUUCAACGUCGUAUCUCUCUUUGCCGAGUAAUGUGUGGAACUUUAAGAAAAGGCGAUCAAAUUUUUGUUUUUAAAUCCUUACAAAAUGCUAAAAUCAAUCAAACUACACAGUCUCGACCAGAAGAAAAUGAGUGUUGGCGUGAAUUCACAGUUACUGGUUUAUUUAUUUUAUUUGGUCGAGAUCUUCUUGAAGUUGAACGUAUUCCUUGUGGACGCAUCUGUGGCGUUGAAGUUAAUGGUGGAGAAUGGAUUGGAGGUUCUUUGUUUAGCAAUCGACAAUUAUCUCCUUCAGAAAUCCCUCAUAUGGAAGGAGCUAAACAACUUGGAAAAUUUGCUGAUCCAAUUGUUCGAGUCACUAUAAAACCAGCUAUAUCUGGGCCGGCAGAAUUUGCUGAACUACGGGCUGCUCUUCGUCAAUUGGCAGUUUUGGAUUCAGCAGUUAGUAUAGUUGAGCAGAAGGAAAAUGAAUUUUUGAUGUUAACUGCGGGAGAGGUACAUUUACAAAAAUGUAUUGAGGAAUGUUUUAUGCCUCAAUUUGGCUUGAGGAUACGUUUAAGAGCCGUCCCCUUAACUGGACAAGAACCAGAAACAAAUAAGCUUUUUGAAUUGAUGGAACGUAAUAUUCAACUCAUUGAUUCUUUCAAAGAAAGCAAUUUUAAUGCUCAACAUCGUUCUAAAAUUGAAGCUUUUCGUUUAGAACUAGCAGAACAAGCAAGCAUUAGUCUUCCCAAACUUCGUGGGUCUUGGUGGGCAAAGAAGCCUUCUAUACAGAUCCGACAACUUUUUACUGAAAAUAUUCUUUCUUUUGGACCAACAAAAGCUCGACUAAAUAUUCUUUUCAAUAACAACGCUUUACCUUUUUAUAAUAAUGAGGAUAAUGAUAAAAUGAAUCUAGAUUCUGAGCAAAAGGAAGGAAAUGCUGCGUCUAUUAGAGAAGCUAAUCUCAGUCCAUUAGAACAAGCACUAGUUGGGGGUUUUCAUAUUGCAAUGGCUCAAGGCCCUCUCUGUGAUGAACCUAUGCAAGCAAUUGGUAUUAUAAUUGAAGAUUGGAUAUUAGAAGAUAAAACUGAAAGAUGUAAUGUUGAAGUAGAAAAUAAAAAUGAAGAAGAAACGAGAAAUUUAGUUGAAAUUGAAGAUGAAAAUGAUAAAAGAAUAAUUGGUGUUGAAGGACCAUUUAAAGAAUUAAAUGAAAAGAAAGAAGAAAAUUUACAAAAAUGUGAUAAUUUAUUAAUAAAUUGUGAUACUCCAAGUACUUCAAAAAUAGAAGAAGAAAAGAUUAAUUUGGAAAAAAGAUAUAAACAACUUUAUAUGAAUGCUCAAUUACAUGGACAAUUAAUUUCUGCUAUGAGACAAACUUGUAAAGCAGCACUUAAAAAACAUGUUGGUGCAUUAAGAUUAGUUGCAGCAAUGUACGAAUGUAAAGUACAAACACCUGAACAAAUGUUGGGAAAAGUUCAAGCAGUACUUUCAAAUAAAAGGGCAAAAGUUUAUAGUGAAGAAAUUAAUGAAAUUAGUGGACUUUUUGAAAUUAGUGCUCAUUUACCGGUUAUAGAAAGUUUUUCGUUUUGUGAUCAAUUACGUAAAAGAAGUAGUGGAAAAGCCUCAGCACAAUUAGAAUUUUCUGGGUGGCAAUUAAUUGAUGAAGAUCCCUUUUGGGAGCCGAGUACGGAGGAAGAGAUGGAAGAAUUUGGGCGUCCCAGUGUGCAAAUACAAAACCAAGCAAGACAAUAUAUGGACGCUGUUCGCAGAAGAAAAGGUCUCCCAACAGAAGAUGUAAUUGUUGUUUGUGCAGAAAAACAAAGGAAUUUAAAAAGAAAUAAAUAA